Messenger RNA from Manis javanica (Malayan pangolin), 4429 nucleotides. It is a transcript of the gene GPALPP1, whose product is annotated as GPALPP motifs containing 1. NCBI's taxonomy places the organism in Eukaryota, Metazoa, Chordata, Mammalia, Pholidota, Manidae. The record is from RefSeq and is a predicted model, not a curated record.
AAACUAGUCUUUGCGAUGGAUCCCGGGCCGCCUUUGCGGUCGGUCUGAUUGUGCGUGGAAAGGUUUGUAUGCUUGACCGCGGAUGGCGAGGGAACUGAUCGGGCCGGCGCUGCCGCCUGGCUUCAAGGCCCGCGGGACAGCGGAGGACGAGGAGCGAGAGCCCAGCCCUGUUGCAGGACCAGCUCUGCCCCCUAAUUAUAAAAGCAGUAAUUCAGAGUCAUCAGACAGUGAUGAAGACAGUAGUUCUUUGUACGAAGAAGGAAAUCAAGAAUCUGAAGAUGAUGACCCUGGCCCAACUGCAAGGAAACAGAGGAGAAAUCAAGACGAUGAUGAUGAUGAAGGGUUUUUUGGACCAGCCCUUCCUCCUGGAUUUAAAAAGCAGGAUGAUUCUCCUCCAAGGCCUAUAAUAGGUCCUGCAUUACCACCUGGUUUUAUUAAAUCUGCACAGAAAAGUGACAAAGGCAGAGAUGAUCCAGGACAACAGGAAACAGGUAGCAGUGAAGAUGAGGACAUUGUUGGACCAAUGCCUGCAAAAGGACCAGUUAACUAUAGUGUAACAACAGAGUUUGAAAAAAGGGCCCAGCGAAUGAAAGAAAAACUGACUAAAGGAGAUGAUGAUUCAUCUAGACCAAUUACAAGGGAGUCAUGGAUGACUGAGCUUCCUCCGGAAAUGAAAGACUUUGGUCUUGGGCCCAGAACUUUCAAAAGAAGAGCUGAUGACAAACCUGGAGAUCGAUCAGUGUGGACAGAUACUCCAGCGGACAAAGAAAGGAAAGCUAAGGAAACACAAGAAGCAAGGAAGUCAUUAAAUAAGAAAGACGAAGAACAUAUAUUGUCAGGAAGGGAAAAGAGAUUGGCGGAGCAGGUAUCUUCAUACAAUGAAUCAAAAAGAUCAGAAUCUCUAAUGGACAUUCAUCAUAAAAAAUUAAAAAAUAAAGCUGCUGAAGAUAAAAAUAAGCCCCAAGAAAGAACACCAUUUGACCGUGAUAAGGAUCUCAAAGUUCAUCGGUUUGACGAAGCCCAGAAAAAAGCCCUGAUAAAGAAAUCUAGAGAACUAAACACCAGAUUUUCGCAUGGCAGAGGCAGUAUGUUUUUAUAAGGGCCUUUCCCUGUGCAGUGAAGAAAAGCUGAAGAAUAUUCUUACCUCUGUCUACCUUUAUUACCUUGCUUUGAGUUUCUUAAGAUUAGAGGUUACUUUGUUUAGUCUUAAAUACAAUACAAAUUUACCUUGUUCUGUGCGCCCUUUUAAGUCAUGUGGAAACUGAAAAUCAAUGUUUCUUAUGUAGACUAGGAUUUUAUGUGUCUCUGGCGCCUGAGGAAGGGCAGGCUUCCUGUGCGUCAGUGCGCCUUGCAGUCUGGCCUGCGCUCUGAAAGGGGGCCUGCUGGGAUCUCUGGGUCUCCUCGUGGGAUGUUCCUGCUCCGCCCUGGAGCAAGUGUGUCAGGUCCUUGCAGUAAAUCCAUGAAUUUGAAAUUGUUUCAGUCUAAACUGCAGCCAGUGAAUACACACUUAUUUGAAAAUAGAGGGUGUGGAAGUUUGUCUGUUUCCUUAGUUGAUUGCUUGUUACUUUGCUUGUUUAGGUAAUCAGGGCUUUUCAUUUGUUGUUUGGGUUUUCUGCUGUGUUUGUUUUUAAGUCAGAGAGGACCUCUGCCUUAUGUCAUGUGCUAAGGAAAAAUUAUUUUGACUUUUCCAAAUUUAGUAUUUCUAGGCAAGGAAAUCUGGGGGUCAAGAUAUACCGUCAACCAUUAGCAGCAUGAAAUCUUAAGACUCAGUCUCUGGUCUCAGCCAAAGCUUUCUAAGUCUUUAAACUUUGCUUUGGGAUGAUCUUACUUUACCCAUUUAUAUUUAACAGAUUUUAGCUUAUUUAUUGGAGACAGAUCAUUUAUAUCAAUCACGAAUAUCCUUUUUUAAAAAGUAAAUCUAAUAACCCCUGAAUAUGAAAUAUAAAUGUAUCAUAACCACCCUAAUGAGAGUAUUAUAAGUUUGCAGUGUUUUAAAUACUGCCUCUUAAAGUACUAACAGAAAAUUCUAAACAGUUAAAGCCUAAACUCAAAUUCUUUAAGUUUUAUUUUCUUACAGAUGAAUCCUAAUUAUUCUGCUAAUUCUGUGUUCUAGCUUUGAUGAAGCACAGGGUUUUAAUGGAAGAAGAUUCUGACUCCUAGUUCAUUUAGGCUUUAUGAAAAUGGAGUAAACUGUUUGGAUUAUGAUACAAAUUAUUCUCUUAAUCAUACUGUACAGUGGUAUUUUCUAUAACAUCAGUGUGAUCAGUCACCUGUUCAAAGAGUGUUGCUGUUAAAAAAGAUGAAUUAUUCUCCUAAGCAAACUGAAAAGGCUUCUGUCUAAGCACAAUUGAACAGAGCUGCCUUUUGACUAAAGAUGUCAUUGUUAGUGGGUGAUAUUUGCUGAACACAAAACUGUGCAAGAGCAUCUGUUGCUUUCAUUUAAUUUUGUUACAAUUUUUUCCCCAGUGAAAGAAAGAAAUGUGAUUUCUAGUUCCUCAUCCUGAUACUAAUUCCUAAUGUACAUUUUUGGGAAAUGGGAUUUUUUUUUUUUUUUAAGUAAAACUGUGUUCUUUGGAUACUUUUUCUGCUUUGCUUGCAUUUUUUUUCACUCUGUUAUCUUCUAUUACUUAAAAAUUCUGAAACAAACAUGUCAAAAUAUUAACAUUUUCCAAAUCAUGGUGGUGCAUAUAUCAGUAUACAGUAUCUUAUUCUCUGUGUUAUUUUUCGUGUUUGAACAUUUCUGUAAUAUUUGAAAACCAACUUGAGGGGUGGAGGCAAUAGCAGUAUGGCAACAGUGCCUUCUUUCAAGGGUCUCUGUAGCUAGAGAAUUGCUCCGAGGGCGUGUGAUUGCCGAAGUCUGUUGGGCUGGCGUUUUUAGGAGUCUGACCAGCUCAAUGUAAAAAACUUUUGUUUUGCUUUCUUCGUCUGAAGGGGAUAGAGAUAUUUCUACUUUACAUACUUAACUAUAUCAUCCUUCACCCUUGGAGUGUCCUUGACCUUAGGAAAAGGGAGAAAAUCCUCUUCCUUCUUCCUGAUACUUCCCAUGAUUUACCACCUUACUGCCACCUCAGGUCUAAUGCUCUUUCAUGCCAUCCUGAGGACAGUUUUAAUAAAAUAUGUAAGGCCACACCAGAGGUUUUUUUGGCCCCUGGAGAGACUAAACCCAAUAUAACAACAUUGACAAUUAAAAGAACAAAGUAGUUGUUUGCACAAAGUGGAAAGGUGUUCAUUUCAUUUAUCCUCCCCCCCAUACAAAGCCUCAAAAGGCCUAAUUAAAUGAUGUGUCCAUCAGUUUGCCAGAAAAUUGGAAUUAUUGAUGUUUUCUAAUAUGAACUUUUUAAUUUCGUACACUUCUUGGCCAAGUUUUAUAGAACUGUGACCUCUUUUGAAACUUCAAAAUGAAGAAGAAAAAAGAGCAACACUAAGUUCAAAAUAUGAAGCAGAUACUUUAAUGUUCUUUACUAUUGAAGGGACAUUUAAGUUGAUUGUACCUGAAAUUACAUCUUGUCCACCUUUCUAAAUUGUCAUCUCAGAUAGGUUUAGAUGCUUCAAAGAGUAACCAUGUUACUGGUAAGUAAAUGGUGGUUUUAACAAGUGGGGGAAAUUAAGAGGGGGGACAAAAGUUAAGCGAUAGUGGCUGUACCCAUAAUAACACUGUUUAAUCAGAUAAAUGACAUUUUUUUUGUAUUGAGGAAAGCAUCAUAAAUUAAGCCCUCUGCCUGCCAUGGUCUUAGUAAGUUUUUAACCUUGUUUAGAUAUAGUAAUCACUUAACAUUUAAUUUAUCACUUGAGCAGUCUUUGAACUGAUGAUUUUAUUUUUUAGAAGGUUAAAAUUUACAUGGUACUGAGGUUUACAUGUUCCUGAACAGAUUAUUGAUUAUUAUGUAAAUUAUUUGAUCCCUGAAUAUUACAGUACUUUUUGUUUCUAAUAUAAGGUGAAGAAUGUUAAUAUUACUACUCAGAAAUGUGUGAUCAUGGGAGAUAGUUUUUAAACUAUUUACAAGAGUCUUUAUCACUUCUCUUUUCACUUUUUUCCAUAGGAAUACUAGGUAUUGUUGGAAAAAGAUUCUCUGUUGAGUUAUAUACCCAAGAGGAAGAGGACUUAACAUGAUAAGCAGUGGUUAGAGUAGCCAUAUAACAUCAAUGCCAAAUCUUCUAUUUGAGAAUAUUUGUUUUACUUUGGCUUUUGAUGCCAUCACAAUAUUUAAGUCUGCAGUUAUGAAAAGUCAUGCAUUUCUGAUUAUAAAGAGGCAUUUUUCUUGCAGCGUAAAAAGUUGUUGAACUCUGGCUGUAGUGUGUACAGAAUCAUGGAACUGAAUGCUGCCCCUUUGAAUCUUUUCAUUCUGAGCUUUACAAUUAAAAGACUGUUUUUAGAAAAGAAUUCCUGAGGUGUAAUUUUUUAUGUAUAAAUAAAGUUUCAUCUAUCUAA